UGUCCAACACAUUCUCCAUUGCAAUGACCUUUAAUUCACACAUAACGUCAAUCUAUGGAUAAUUGAAAUAAAAUAAGUACGAUUUGAGAACGAGAUUAGCCAGCCCAAUGUUCAUAUAGCAUCAUCGAAACUAUAAACAACACAGACUACCUCACCAAUGUCAAGCCACAAACUAAUCUGGUGCCAAUAGUUGGAACUGAACCGAGGCCAGUUUUUUGUUUUCUUUUUCCUUUACCUGUGCGCUGCUAGCACUCCCGCCAAAACGAGACUUUUUCCCCCCCAACACAGACAGUGUUUACAAAUUGUUGCCGCUGCGACUUCUUAGCAUCUAGAUCUGGGUCUCGCACUCGAGUCAUUCAUAACAAAAAAAAAUAUAUACCUCAUCAUUUGAAUCAGCUGUCUUAGUGUGUCAGUGAAUAGAGCGGGUUCAAAAGUCAAGUACGUCAAGUUGUGUUCUUUAAGUGUUCCAAGUCUUAUUAUCAAGGGAUUUUACUUUUCUGCUGACAUAGAUACUACAAAGAUACAAGGACAUCUAAACCACCAUGGACUCGCAGCACCAGCUACAUCAUCUCAGAUCUACACAUGCUCAAAUAAUGACUUUGACGAUUUACAUAACAACAUCUUUUUUCAAGAUAUAUCUAUCAGCUCCAUUCAUUCCAUUAGCAUCUGCACAAUCUUAUACCAAUGACCAGUUUGAAAAUACUAAAAACACUCACCUUUUAAACAACAGUUUGAAAAUUCUGACAUUCGGUCUGAAAAACGAGCUGUUUAGUCACAGACUUAACCAUUUGAAAGAAAUUCAUCAUUUAAACAAAGUGUUGACAGAAGAAUUAGCUUUGCUGAAUUCAAUAUGUCAAGAAAAAACUUGCACAAACACUGUCUCCAAUAUGUCUCUAGAGGUUCAAAGAAAAUUAAAUUUGUAUACCAACAGUAUACAAAAUUAUUUAGAACAAGUGGAUUAUUUAAAAGAGAGAAAAGUAAAUAAUCUUAGAGAUUGGAAGAAAAGUCACGACAAAGUGAGACACAAACGCGCGGCCACAGCUUUGAAAGAAAGACUGUGGGAUUAUGGUGUUAUACCCUAUGUCAUAGAGUCAAGAUUUACUCCAAGGCAGAAAAAUAUGAUGCGAUCUGCAAUGGAAACUUGGGAGAAAGACACUUGCAUAAUUUUCAAAGAAAAAGAACCAGAAGAUAAAGACUACAUUGUUUUCACGGUUAGAGCAUGUGGAUGUUGCUCUUAUGUCGGUAAGAAAGGUGACGGUGAACAGACUGUCUCCAUUGGAAAAUACUGUGACAGACACGGAAUAAUUGUACAUGAACUUGGCCAUGCUAUUGGCUUCUGGCACGAGCACACGAGACCGGACAGGGACCAAUAUGUUGAAAUAUUUCUAGACAAUGUUAUAGCUAAUUCAAAGAACAACUUUAACGCCCUGAACAGCUCAGAAAUUAACUCUUUGGGCGAGCCCUAUGACUUUGAAAGCAUAAUGCACUAUGGGAGACUUCAGUUCGCUAAAAACACAUUUCAGGAUACACUUAGGGCAAGAAGACUUCCUGGAAUGACAUUUAGCGCUGACAGCAUAGGUCAGAGAGUCAAACUUAGUCCAGGAGAUAUUCGACAAACAAACCUUUUGUACAAUUGUCCAAGCUGUGGCUCUACCCUUGUUGCGACUACUGGAAGCUUCAAUUUUAGCUCCAAACUUGGACAGCCUGAAGUGUGUCAGUGGCGCAUCAAAGCAGCAUACGGGGAACGUAUCAAAUUAAACAUUACUUCUUUUUCAAUUACAGUUUCUGACAAUUGUGAGAGAAACUAUUUAGAGAUUAGAGACGGACACUACGUGAAAUCUCCAAGCCUUGGUCGUUACUGUGGAAAUAAUGUCCCUGAUGUUAUUCUAUCUUCUGGGAGGAGAAUGUGGAUAGAAUUUAAAAGCAAUGGAGGUCUUGAUGAGUUCUCUGCUGAAUACAUUACACUCUGUGGUGGUGAUAUUAAAAAGGACGAACACUUUAUUAACAGUCAGGGUUACCCUAAUGAAAGAUAUCUCCCAAAUAGCUACUGCGUCUGGAAUAUAACUGUAAAAGAAAACUUCUUUGUCAAUAUCAAGUUUGAAACUCUGGACUUGGAAGCGAGUGAUGACACUGACUGCAAGUACGAUUAUCUCGAAGUGAGAAACGGUCAUGGUGACCUUGCUGUACCUAUCGGGAGAUACUGUGGAGACGAUCACCCCGAAGAGAUCGUAUCGUCUGGAAACAAAGUCUCGCUUGUGUUUGUCAGUGAUUCAGAAAUACAGAAGUUUGGAUUUUCUGUUCAUUACAUUGCAGAAACGGAUGAGUGUGAGACAGACGAGCACGGCUGCGAUCAUGUUUGUAUCAAUACAAUCGGCAGUUUUAGGUGUGAUUGUAGGAUUGGAUACGAGCUUCACUCUAAUGGAAAGACUUGCAAAAAAGAAUGCGGUGGUCAAAUAACAGAAAUGAAAGGCAACAUUACCUCUCCCUCAUUCCCAGACAAUUACCCAGUGAGCAAGGUCUGCACGUGGUACAUAACAGCACCCAAAGACAACAAAAUUAUUUUAAUCUUCACACAUUUUGAUAUUGAAGGCAACGAAGAUCGAUGUUAUUUUGAUUACGUUUCCGUGAAUCUGAUUGGUGAUAAUGAUCCUAGGAAAACUCAAUAUUUUUGUGGAAACAACUUGCCAAAACCAUUACUAUCCAAAGGAAACUCCAUGAAAAUAGAAUUCAAAUCUGAUGCCUUUGAUGUAAAAAGCGGUUUUGUGGCUCUGUUUUCUAUUGAUCGGAAUGAAUGCGAAGAAAGAAAUGGAGGUUGCAGCCAUAUUUGUAAAAACACUAUUGGUAGCUAUCAAUGUUUCUGUAGGGAUGGCUAUAUACUUCAAAGUGACCAGCACUCAUGCGUUGCGGGAUGCCAUAGAAUAAUCAGCUCUUCAAAAGGAAACAUUACGAGUCCCAACUUUCCAAAUCCUUAUCCGAGAAGACUGGAAUGCGAAUGGCACUUUUCCACAAUUUUGGGGCAUAGAAUAAUGCUGAGUUUUAAAGAGUUUGACGUUGAGCCCCACCUCGAGUGUGACUAUGACAAUGUUGUCGUCUUUGACGGUGACAGCAAAAAUUCUGCAACCCUUGGCAAAUAUUGCGGUUCGACUUUCCCGGAACAAAUAAUUUCUUCGGGGACAACCAUGUUGCUUCAGUUUAACACAGACAACUCUGGGCAGAGGAAAGGUUUCAGGGCGGAACAUGAAACUAUAUGUGGUGCCAUUCUGGAAGCAACAUUCGAAAAACAGACUUUACUCUCGCAUCCAGAGUUCAGUAAACAAAAUUACGGUUUUUGGCAAGAUUGUCCCUGGCUCUUCGAAGCUCCCGACGGGUUUAAAGUUGAACUAGAAUUUGAUUAUUUCCAUUUAGAAGCUUCUGGAGAGUGUCAGUAUGACUCUGUUGCAGUAUACGAUGGUGACAGUGACACUGCUCCAAGUUUGGGAGUUUUUUGUGGCAAGUCAGUGCCUCCGAAGAUCAUGUCCUCAAAAAAUGUUUUAUUUCUUCAUUUUCUAACAGACAAUACCGUAAGUAGAAAAGGUUUUCAGCUCAACUUUCGUUGUAUAGCUCGAGUCUCGAAAAAAACAGAUUAUGUCGAUUAAAACCAAUGGAAUGCUUUGCAUUAUUGGCUUCGCUCUUCGGAUAAAUGGAUCCCACAUUGCUAAUUCCAAAAUAUUAAAAUAUUCUUCCACUUUAUUGCAAAACAUGAGAUACAGAUCCAUCUGGAAACAAUCUAUAGAAUCUUGACUGUAAUUUUUGUAUUAUGAUCAUCAAUUAUUUUCAUCAAUAGUUGCUUAAAAUGUGUACUUAAAAUAUAUACUUAAUAAUAACUUCAGUUUAUUAUCUUCUAAAAUUGUAAGCUUGUGUUCAUAUUUAAAAAAAAUGUUGUGUAGGUUAUAAUAUGUUUCAUAUGGGUCAGUAGAGUCUGUGUUGAUCAGAAGAUUGCUUGAAUGUUUCUGUGCGCGUAGGCUUACACUGGUUGAGUUCUUUUUAACAGACUUACAAAGGCAUACACAAGAUUAAACUAACUGACUAAUAGAAUAAAUUAAAUCAUCGAUCAAUUACGAUUAAUUGAUUCAGAGCAAAGACGGUCAAGUUUCAGUCAUUAUAACGAUGAAUAUGUGAAAGUUUUGAAAAUUAAUAAAUAAUUGGAUAGGAUUUUUGUGAUUGAAUAUGUGAAAGUUGUGAUAAUUAAUAAAUAAUUAGAUAGGAUUCUUGUGAUUGAAUAUGUGAAAGUUGUGAUAAUUAAUAAAUAAUUAGAUAGGAUUCUUGUGAUUGAAUAUGUGAAAGUUGUGAUAAUUAAUAAAUUAUUGGAUAGGAUUCUUGUAUUUCUUAGUACAUGUUAUGGAGGAGGUAGAAUUUCAAAUUGUUACUAGAUCUAUUAUAUUUGGUAAACGGACUGAUGAACAUUCGAUACACAUUGAGCUUGUCGAACGUGGGGCGAUGCUUCGUACGAGGUAUAGUGUGAGUGUGGAAUGGUGCGAAUACGUGUUGAAAGAGGAAGACAGAAAAAGAGAUUAGAAAAAUGCAGUAAUGUAAACGAGAUUAUUAUUGACUUAUAAUUAUUUGGUAAACUAAAAUACAAGUUGUCAUUAUCUAAUAUUGAUGGGUCUGGUUGGUGUAUGAUUAAGGUUUAGUAACAGACGUUACUAAAACCUUGCCUCAACUGUAAAUAAAUCUCUUGUAAGGCACUGAGGAGGUAAUCUAUAUCUAAGCUACACUCUCGCUUUGAACUCACUAUGUAUGUAUGUAUGUAUGUAAGUACGUAUGUAUUUAUGUAUGUAUGUAUGUAUGUAUGUAUGUAUGUAUGUAUGUAUGUCCCGAAUAGAAAUCAAAACCGUUUGACCAAUCUUGAUAAAACUUGGCAUAAAUGUUCCCCCCCCCCCAAAAAAAAAAAAAAAAAAAAAAAAAAACGACAUAACACUCUAAAAAAAUGCCCAACUCUAUGAAAGUGUUACUUUUUUAUGGAUCUAGUUCUUUGUUAUUAUAAUGUCAAGGAUAUUUUUUUAUAGAAGUCUAUACAUGAUCAAGUUAUGGAUUGUCGUUUAUAAGGGUCCAAAUGUAUUUCUUAUGUCAUUGUUGCUUAGGGGGCGUGGUGGUGACUGGCUUACGAGUAAGGGGGCUCUCGGAUAUGGAUCUCGAUGAGGACUGGGACUUUGAAAUUCGGGAUUCUUAGGACGCCAUUGAGUCUACCCAAAUCUAAUAGGUACCGGACAUUAGUUGAGGAAAGUAAAGGUCGUUGUGCAAUUCGCACCCUAGAAACUGAUGACCUAUACAUUACCUGCCCAAUAGAUCUCAAGGUCUGGAAGCGCUUCUUUACUGUUGAUUGUUUUAUGUCAUAUAAGAAAGCUUUAUUCAUAAACAAAUAUUUGAUUAAAUUAUAGAAAUGUGUUUACUUGAUAAUUGUAUGAAAACAUCUUAGUUACUUUAGGUCUCAAUGAAGUGUUAGGCUGCUCAUCUGAUAAUAAUGCUGAGAUUUUUGUCUUCAAUUGUUAGAAGUGUAUUCCUGUGAUGUCGGAAUUUCAGAGUCACAGUUUAUCAUUCUAAAAUAAUGUUUUACUAACGUAAAUGUUUCAGAUUGAUCUAUGAGUAGGUCAUGAGUUGAAAGCCUGAAUUUGGAAUAAGGAAAGAAUGAAUGGCACUACAAACACACUAUUUUGGGUGUGGUGCCUUUUCUUUUGAUAUGUCUUAUUAAUUAAUAUUAUAGCAAAGAAGUUAAGAAAGAUAUAAAAAAAAUAUCGUCAUUCAUACAAUCCUUUUAUCAUGGAUAAAUAUUCAUAAUUACCGUUACAUUUUGUUUUUGUAUUGACUUGGUUAGUGAUACUUAUAAUAUAUAGUUGAAACUCUGUUUAACAAGGCAAUGAUUUGUUGAUUUGUUUUUAUUUUUCUAUUUACUUAAGUUGAUUUUAUGUUUUGAAAUAAUUAUAAGGUUUUAUUUAUAGUUGUAUUUUAUUGAUUCGGAUUAAUUUACUUUAAUAAAUACCUGAUCCCAUUUAA
Molecule: messenger RNA, 6030 nt
Organism: Biomphalaria glabrata
Lineage: Eukaryota; Metazoa; Mollusca; Gastropoda; Planorbidae
Product: tolloid-like protein 1
Exons: 2
Coding region: 543-3635 (1030 amino acids)
Biological process (GO): proteolysis
Molecular function (GO): metalloendopeptidase activity; calcium ion binding; zinc ion binding
Source: RefSeq, a predicted model, not a curated record